Candida albicans SC5314 is the source of this 1119-nucleotide messenger RNA. RefSeq names its product tyrosine protein phosphatase (gene PTP1). The record is from RefSeq and is a predicted model, not a curated record. Gene Ontology annotation, molecular function: protein tyrosine phosphatase activity. Gene Ontology annotation, biological process: protein dephosphorylation. Bases 1 to 1119 code for a protein of 372 amino acids. The transcript has a single exon. NCBI's taxonomy places the organism in Eukaryota, Fungi, Ascomycota, Pichiomycetes, Serinales, Debaryomycetaceae.
AUGUUUCAGUUUAUUCCUUUUCCAAUAUCAUUCACGAAGAUGAACAUAUUCAAGAAACCAAUAACAGCAGUGACAACUGGGCUAACGGCUAUUACGUCCAAUGAAUCCCGCAAAGAAAACUCAGACUCCUCCUCCUCCUCCUCCUCCAAGAAAAGCACACCUGCAGUUCUUACAAUCUCCUCACACAAGCAAAGGGAAGAUUUCAAUGAAUUGAACGAGAUUGAAUCGCAGCGUAUAGUGGAGGGGUUGAACAAUGCCGCCACUUCCAUCUGGUCGAUCAGUGCUGGGAUAUCCCGUGUUAACCGCAAGAGAAAUAGGUACACCAACGUUACACCAUGGGAUCGAACAAGAGUGAAACUUCCCGUUGUGGAUGGAUCCUUUUCGGAUUAUAUUAACGCAUCACACAUUCACUUGAAAACCACAGCAAGCAAAAUAUCUAACAGAUACAUUGCAUGUCAGGGCCCAUUGGAACAUACAACUCACCACUUUUGGGCAAUGUGUUUCAACGAACUGGAAAAACAAAAAAAUGACGUGGUUGUUGUUGUAAUGGUGACCCCUUUGGUCGAAAACGGAAUGGUAAAGUGCGACAGGUAUUGGCCGGAAUUGCAUGAAACGUGGGAUUUCACCUCCAAGAAUGCAGAGGAUGGUAUCAAGUAUGAAAAAUUAACUCUCACAAACAUUGGCGAGAAUCACAAGGAACUGGAAGAUUACUUGAUAACCGAAUUGGAGUUGAAAUCGCCCACCAAGAGCAAAAAAGUUUAUCACUACUACUAUUAUAAAUGGGCAGAUGCCAAAGUGCCUCCAUCUAUCGAACCGUUAAUUGCCUUGUCGCGCAGUGUUUAUAAGAUCAAUCAGCCAUUGAUCGAAUCUGGCAAACCGCUUGUGCCAAUAGUACAUUGCUCUGCCGGAGUUGGUAGAUCUGGAACAUUUAUGGCUUUUGAUCAUUUGUUUAGAGAUGCAGACAAGUUUCGAAACCUAGUGCACGAAGACAGAAUAGCCAGUAAGGAUUUAGUAUACCAAUCUGUCUGUCAGCUACGUAACCAACGUAUGAUGACGGUGCAGACUGUGUACCAGUAUUGCUUUUUAUAUGAAGCUGCUAGAACUAUAUAUAAGAGAUAG